Molecule: messenger RNA, 330 nt
Organism: Triticum turgidum subsp. durum (durum wheat)
Lineage: Eukaryota; Viridiplantae; Streptophyta; Magnoliopsida; Poales; Poaceae
Source: the annotation of a GenBank genome assembly
AUGGACAGCCAGAAGAGCGCUGUUGCCGUGCUGCGCAUGCUCUCCGGCGCCUGGUCAUACAUGAACUCCAGGUGCCCCACGGAGUUGAACGCCUCAGCCACCCCGUGCAGUGCGUACUGCGGCACCAGCCAGUACACAGACAGCGGGGCUGUCCCAGCGUCGGUGGUUCCCCCGGCCACGGCGGCCUCCCUGCGAUGGCGCUCGACGAAGCCCGCAACGAGGGAGGCCGCCACAGAGAUGGUGAACCCGACGCCCAUGCGGUGGAGGAAGGAGAUGCCACGGUCCAGGCCCGUGCGGCGGCGGGCCAGCGGGACGAGCGUACGGUCGUAG